AUGGCUCCCCCCACAAGUUUGGGCGAGCAAACAGUAUGGUUUGUGACUGGUUGUUCAUCCGGUUUGGGCAAAGCAUUCGCGCGGGCCAUUUAUAGCGCCGGUCAUCGUAUUGUGGCCACCGCUCGAGAUAUUACAUCGCUCUCAUACCUACCAGAUUGUCCUACCGUGCUGAAGAUCAAGCUAGAUGUGACAUCCCAGCAAGCUAUUGAGAAUGGCUUUACGGAGGCAUUGGCAAAGUUCAAUGAGAUAUAUGUCGUCAUCAACAACGCUGGAUAUGGUCUUAUGGGGGACAUGGAGGCAAUCACUGAAUCGGAUGCUCGCCACCAACUAGAGACCAAUUUUUGGGGUCCUGUCCACGUAACUCAACAAGCCCUCAAGGUAUUUCGAGAAAUCAAUCCUAAGGGAAGAGGCGGUACAAUAGUUCAAGUAUCCUCCGUUGGAGGCUUCUUGACUGCACCUGGCCAUUCUUUCUAUCAUGCCAGUAAAUUCGCCUUGGAGGGAUUUACAAAGUCCGUUUCAAAGGAGGUCCGCCCAGAAUGGAACAUCAACUUCUUGACUCUUUCCCCGGGAGGAGUACGCACGAACUUCGCCGAGUCAAGCCUCCUCUCGCCGCCUCGACAUGCGGCAUAUAACCUCCCAGACGGGGCGUUCAGUCAGUUAGUUGCAUAUAUACAAUCUCAAACAACCUGGAGUGAUCCAGAUAACUGUGCUCGUGUUCUUUUUGAUUGUGUGGUGCGACAAAAUGAGAGACCACUUCCUACGCGUCUACUCAUGGGAUCUGAAACUAUUCCAUAUAUAAGGGAGGAGAUCAAGCAUAUAUUGGAGGAGGUGGGAGAUUGGGAAGCAGAGACUUCCAAGUGUUCAUAA
Penicillium angulare is the source of this 867-nucleotide messenger RNA. RefSeq names its product SDR family oxidoreductase. The transcript is spliced from 3 exons. The record is from RefSeq and is a predicted model, not a curated record. Lineage: Eukaryota; Fungi; Ascomycota; Eurotiomycetes; Eurotiales; Aspergillaceae. Bases 1 to 867 code for a protein of 288 amino acids.